CCCGAAGUGGCAAUUUCCGAGCUGUCUCAGUCGCCACCAAACUUGGUUUUCUUGCCGACUUUCGUUUGCCCUUGAGGUCUCUCCAGCGAAAAAUUUAACAGAAUUUAAGCACGAUGAAAUUCCGCGUGAACAUUCGUCCUGAAUUGAUAAGUUAUUAUCAGUCGGCGCUCCACACUUUUUAAUUGGCGGAAGAAGGGUUUGGAUAAGAACAACAAAUAAGGUCUGGAUUCUAUUUGAGGAAAUCAUACACAAAUUUCGUCGUAAAUUUGAACAAAGGAAACAGCUGGACAGUAUGAACGCCACGCCGAUAUGCUGCGAUAAGAUAAGGCUGCGCUUGUCUCCUUUUACUCGACUGCUUCAUUCCUUCGUUAGUCUUGCCUUGUUUGCUGCUCCGUCACGACGACAGGAAUAACUACAAUUUUAAAACUUCCAAUAAUGGAAGAAUCAUCAAACGAAGUCAUUGAGAAUUGUCCCUACGAUGGCUGUCCUGUUAGACAAAUAAGUUCCGAGUUGAAGGUUCACAAGCAGACUUGCGGUUAUCGGAUCAGACUCGACUGCCAUGUCGAAUGUGGAGUGGAAGAUGUUCCAAUGUGCGAAUAUCUUCUCCACUUGACGACGGUCCACAAGGUCCCCGUGUUUGAGGAGCGAAAAGCCACGGUUUUUGUGCAAAAGACAGGCCCGACAUAUUUCAAGGAUGAAAAUACUCUGAAAUAUCAACCGCUUGGAAUUUUCAAAUUGGACUCGACCCAAUUUCUGGUCAUGGCCGCUGAGGCAGAUUCACACUACUGGCUGUAUUCCAUCAUUCUUAUCGACGACACUCCCACCGCCGAUGCCGCCGCCGCCGCCAGUGGCGACGACGACAAGAAGGAAGGAGGAGGAGGUCGAACUCCGUACUUUUGCAGCUAUCUGCUCGCUCCACCUCCAACGAUGGUCUUGGACACGUCCGAAUACAACAUACUCAGAAACCCGAAAUCCAAUAAAUUCCAUGAAAUGAUGCAAAAUCGGGUUCCUUCACAAUUCGGGAGGGACAGAGUGCUCUCACUCAAAGACUCGUUCGACCCCGAGUUUAACAUGGACUUCUUAUUCCAAAUAGAAAAGCUUGCGACGGGACAGUUCUUCCUCGUCGGCAAGGAGAAAUUUGAGCUCAAAGUGGAGAUUCUUCAUGAAAAGGAAGUAUUCGCUAAACUUAAUCGAUUCGGGGUCGGUCGAGCAACCAAACAAGAAUGUUUCCCAGUAUUAUGCGAUGACGUGAACGAGCAAAGUCGUUUGCUAAUUGAAGCGAGGGACGAGAUCAGACAGCACCAAGUCGACGUUCGGGCCAUUUUCGAGUCCGAGCAGCCCAGCCCUCACGAUCUGAAGCGUCAAUGCCACUUGAGGGCGAGUUUGGGCGAUGUGGCCGAUGAUGAAGUGGUCGAUCACGCUGCUCUCAUGGCCAAGUUCCAGGGGAGCAUGUUUAGCUGAACUUAUCAUUUUUUAGACAACCCUGUUGCUAAUUUUUAUAGGUAAUUAUGUACGUCGCAGUCACUCACAGUCAUUCUGUUUGCAGUUAUCAAUCAAUUAUUAAGUCGACUUCUAAUUCUAUUGUGAUCAGAUUUCAGGAAUAAAGCUAAAUUCAUGGAUUAUUAAUAAAGUUUAAAGUCAUCAAUGU
Molecule: messenger RNA, 1648 nt
Organism: Folsomia candida
Lineage: Eukaryota; Metazoa; Arthropoda; Collembola; Entomobryomorpha; Isotomidae
Exons: 8
Coding region: 436-1461 (341 amino acids)
Source: RefSeq, a predicted model, not a curated record